Oppiella nova is the source of this 897-nucleotide messenger RNA. NCBI's taxonomy places the organism in Eukaryota, Metazoa, Arthropoda, Arachnida, Sarcoptiformes, Oppiidae. The record is from the annotation of a GenBank genome assembly.
UCCAAUUGUCCCGUUUGUCGCACGCAAACCAAUCCUAUCACCGAAGAGAUCCGAUGGUCUCUCGACGCCAUGAGAUCCACACUCGAGGAGCAGCCGUCAAACUCAAUGGCAUUACGAAUGGUGGAGGGCUCGGCUGGACGGGCUGUACAGUCGGUGUCCAUGAGACUCGAGAUGAUGGAUAUGAUUAAUGGGUCCUUGGUUUCCACGCCAAUGACAAACGCCACUCGAUUGGCGUCUCCGACUACCGGUGCGAUUACCGGACGAUUGGCGUCUCCGACUACCGGUGCGAUUACCAGACGAUUGGCUGCAAUGGAUGAGAAUGAUUGUGCCAUUUGUUUGGAUGGACUCAAUGAGGGCACUAAAGAAAGCAAUAUGCAGUUGAUAUGUGACCACCAGUUCCACAAGCAAUGUAUUAAACUAUGGUUUGACACAAAGUCCAAUUGUCCCGUUUGUCGCACGCAAACCAAUCCUAUCACCGAAGAGAUCCGAUGGUCUCUCGACGCCAUGAGAUCCACACUCGAGGAGCAGCCGUCAAACUCAAUGGCAUUACGAAUGGUGGAGGGCUCGGCUGGACGGGCUGUACAGUCGGUGUCCAUGAGACUCGAGAUGAUGGAUAUGAUUAAUGGGUCCUUGGUUUCCACGCCAAUGACAAACGCCACUCGAUUGGCGUCUCCGACUACCGGUGCGAUUACCGGACGAUUGGCGUCUCCGACUACCGGUGCGAUUACCAGACGAUUGGCUGUAAUUGCGAGACGUCGACAAUUUUGCUGGAAUGUGGAGCACAUUAGAAGGUUGAGAUCCCGGCCCACAAAUCAGAUNGAAUACAAGAAUCCGACCGAUCUUUUCCUCGAUUACAGAAUAUACUCCAAAAGUAAUGACACAAUAGAGGAACAGUAG